CCGUUGGGUGACAAAGUCUCUCUGCAGCCAAUUGGAGUUAAGGCUCCGCUUUUAUAUAAAGUCGGUGUGAGUUGGUGUUUCAUGAUUAUUGACCAUGGAAAUUUAUAUGCUGCCUCUACUUUUGUUGAGUGUCCUGGUCCUUACAGAGACCUGGGCUGGCUCUCACUCCUUGAAGUAUUUUUACGCCGUAAUGUCUCGACCCGAGCUAGCAAAACCAAAGUUCAUCUCUGUAACCUACGUGGACGAUCAGCAGGUCUUGAGCUUUGACAGCGACCACGAGAGUCAGAGCCCAGCGCCCAGGACGCCGUGGAUCCAGCCCGACUACUGGGAGCGGGAGACAGAGAUCUUCAGGGAAGCCACUGAACGUUACCGAGUAUGCCUGCGGAAAGUGUCUGGGGACUACAACCAUAGUGAGGGAGGGGUUCAUACAUUCCAGCAACUGUCGGGAUGCGAGGUAUUCUCCAACGGGAGCUUCAGCCGCGGCUUCGUGCAAUACGCCUACGACGGGCAGGACUUCUUAGCUCUGGAUACCGAGACUCUGCGUUGGAUUGCCGGGAACGCAGGGGCCCUAAACCAUAAGCUCGAGCUGGAAGCAGAUCAAAGCUUUACGAAAUAUUGGAAGGGCUAUAUAGAGGAGGAGUGCGUGUACUGGCUUCACAGAUACCUGGAGAAUGGAAAGGAGACACUGCUUGGGACAGAUCCACCCUUUCUACAAGUGACCAGACACACAAGUGCUGACGGAGAAGUGACCUUGCAGUGCCGGGCCCAGGGCUUUUAUCCUGCAGAGAUCUCACUGACUUGGCUGAGGGAUGGGGAGGAACAGCUCCAGGAGACGGAGCUCAUUGAGACCAGACCUGCGGGAGAUGGGACCUUCCAGAAGUGGGCAGCUGUGGGGAUGCUCUCUGGAAGCGAACAGAAAUAUACCUGCCGAGUGCAGCAUGAGGGAUUACCUGAGCCAGUCUUCCUGAAAUGGGAGCCACAGUCCUCAUCCGUAGGGCUCUCGGUAGGGGUCACCACUGCUCUCCUCCUCCUCCUCGCUGCAGUCAUUGUUGGGGUUGUGAUCUGGAGGAAAAAUGCUUCAGGUAGGGAAAAGCGAAAGGGGCUCAGUAGGCGGCAGGCAUGAUGGGGAUUCUAGGUUGUCCCAUGCUAUAUCUGUCCC
This is a messenger RNA of Phascolarctos cinereus (koala), 1159 nucleotides long. Its product is annotated as BOLA class I histocompatibility antigen, alpha chain BL3-7. The record is from RefSeq and is a predicted model, not a curated record. NCBI's taxonomy places the organism in Eukaryota, Metazoa, Chordata, Mammalia, Diprotodontia, Phascolarctidae. Gene Ontology annotation, cellular component: external side of plasma membrane. Gene Ontology annotation, molecular function: signaling receptor binding; peptide antigen binding. Gene Ontology annotation, biological process: immune response; antigen processing and presentation of endogenous peptide antigen via MHC class Ib; antigen processing and presentation of endogenous peptide antigen via MHC class I via ER pathway, TAP-independent.